Molecule: messenger RNA, 14310 nt
Organism: Xyrichtys novacula (pearly razorfish)
Lineage: Eukaryota; Metazoa; Chordata; Actinopteri; Labriformes; Labridae
Source: the annotation of a GenBank genome assembly
GGUGUGUGCGCGUGUGUGUGCGUGGGCUCAGCUGGUGCGGAGUCAUGAAAGUGUUUGUAAACAACUCAGUCAGAAGGUAACUUAUUCACAGCGCUGUCAUCCUAAACUCUGUCACUUACUCAGGCGUGUCUGCAGAUGGUUGGGGUAUGCAUGUCCGUCUGUUUUUGUCCGUGUACGUGUCACGUGUGAGGGUAAAUCACUUCAGAAAUGUUGUAUUUAGGGGUUACCUUGCUGGCUAACUAGCAAGCAUGUAGCGCUAAAGCCUAGCGUGAUGUUAGCCGGCUAUGCUAAUGUUGCCAAUAGGAGUGGCUCAUAGGUUGGCUAGCGGUGUUAGCUUCGCAUUAGCUAGCCGGCUAGUUAGCUGGUGCCAUGCCUUUGUCUAGCCAGCAGUCUAAGCGCAGCUACCGUCUGUUCCUCACGAUGACAGCUCUGUUUUAGCCAGCGGGGCUAAGGGUAGCUUUGGACUAUUUCGCAAGUGCGUUUGGCUGGUUCACUCUGGUUCUUCAAAGUGGGCAAAAAUGAUCGUGGGGUAACAUUGAGGUUAUCUGGAUAUGUGGUGUAACUUGACGCUACUGUGAUGGUAUUCAGGUCCAUUUUCAAACGUCUUAAUGUUAAAUUGAUGCAUGAAUUUGUGUUCAUUUUUAUCUGUUGUAAACAUUGUAUGUUCAAUGUGUCAGAUCAUAAAGCAGACAGCAUGUGUUUGUCUCUCUGUAGGCGAAGCAAACUGGAGUCGGACCAAUCCCCUCACAGAUCCUUGAGUGUCGACACAUCCUCCAAAGUGUCCCUAAUCUUGGGAUGUGAAGGGUGUUUGAGCUCACCUUUUCUCAAUGUCCUUAAACCGACGGGAUGACAAAACUGUAACACCAGUGGCUAAUUCAAAGCUGUUACAGUAGCUAUAGCAUUCCGGUCACAGAGCAACUUAAUCCCUUUCAUUAUCUGUGCACUGCUCACCUGUAGAGUUAAGAUGCCUUGGCCAUUUUCUGAGUCGAUCAAGAAGCGAGCAUGCAGGUACCUCUUGCAUCGGUACCUUGGCAACUUCCUUCAGGAGAAGCUGAGCUUGGAUCAGCUCAGUCUAGACCUCUAUCAGGGCACUGGGUCACUUGCACAAGUGCCUCUGGAUAAAUGGGUAUGUGUCUGACAGUAGAUGAGUAACUGAUUUACAUGUUAAAUCUACAUGACUUAAGAAAGGCUAAUAAUCUUUUUUUUUUUUGUUACUCAGUCACUCAAUGAGCUCCUUGAGACGGCAGAUGCCCCUUUUGAGGUCAUCACAGGGUUCAUCCAGACAAUUUCUCUCACAGUCCCAUGGGCUGCCCUGCUGCAGGAAAACUGUGCCCUGGAGGUAAAGGGUUUGGAGAUGGUGCUAAGACCAAGACCUAGAGUGGGUAAGGAGCCACUGAGCUGUGUGUCUUCACAGCAUUACCCGAGGAAAAUUUUGGCUGUGUCCGAAAUGAAUCACUCAAUCCCUAACCCCUAACCCCCAUGUGGGGUUUUACUUUAUAGUUUAAUAUGUAGUGAACUUAAUCACCGGAGGUUUCGGACACUACAUGGCAAGACGCAAUGCGUGACAGGAUGACAACCACCGGUGAGUGACCAUCGGAUGGUCACUGCAUUUUGCAAUGCUUUAUGGGAAAUUUUGAGUCACCUAUAUAGGGCACUGGAAUUGAUCACUGAGGUUUUGGACACCCCUCAAAAUGGCGCUAACCCCCAUAUAGUUGCCUAUAUAGGGGUUAGGGAUCCAUUUCGGACACAGCCUUAGUUUCAUGUCACAGCAAAGUAAAUCAUUGUUUACCUCCUUCAUUUUUUCCAGCAUCUGGUACCGAGCCCAUGUACUGGUCCAGUUUCAUGACGAGUAGUAUGCAGCUUGCCAAAGAAUGUCUGAGCCAGAAACUCACAGAUGACAUGGGAGAGAGCUUCCAGCCUUUUGAAGGAUUAGAGAAGUUUGCAGAAACAAUAGAAACAGGUGUGUUGUGCUCAUACUGUAAAAUGAAAUGUCAGAAAGUUUUCUGGACUAGAAUUCUGUGAAAUAUAACUUUUUCACUUUAAAUCUUGCAGUUCUGAGAAGAGUUAGAGUGACAUUCUUGGAUACUGUCCUCCGAGUCGAGCACAUUCCUGAAAAUUCAAAGACUGGAAUCGCUCUUGAGAUCCGAAUCAGCAAGUAAGCUUUGUCCUUUAACAUGACCAAACACUCUUCAUAAAACUGUAAUUACUAUUUAACUUAAGGUAGGUUUAAGAUAAGUGGAAACUUCCUGUUAAGUUAACCGUGUUUUCUGUUUGCUCCCAGGAUUGUUUACUGUGAUGAGACAGACGAGGAGAGUUCAAGUGUGAACGUACACCAGCCAACAACAUUUGCGCAUAAAAACUUGCAGAUGGAAGGCAUCACUGUGUUUUGGGAUGAGUUUUCAGAUGUGUCUCGUGCUGGUUGUAAAUCUUCACCCACUCAAACGGUUAGUAGGUUGAGGAUAUUGAUAAAAUCUGGCAUUCUGAGGGUGGAUGCAAAGACUUUUUUAAAGAAAUGUUUGAUUUUGCAGGAAACUGAACCAAAACUCUCACCAAGUUGGAAUCCCAAAAUAAUCUGUGAGCCUCACCCCCAGUUCACAGAGACGAUUUCCUCUACAACACCAUUUGAACCUGUGCAGGUUGGGAGCCUCGGUGGUAAAAUCGAGUUGUCCCUCACUCUGAAAAACAACUUAACUAUGCCUGGAGCAAAGGUAAAGCUGCUGUUUUGGAAGUCUAAGAUAUCAUAAAUAAGUGAUCCUAAAAACUUCUUUAUUUGCUAGACGUGAUUGCUGUUGACAUUGUUUUGCAUGCUUUGCUCUUCAGCUGGAUGUUGUUGGACACAUUGAUACACUUAUUAUUCUGCUGUCCCCGCGGCAAGUUCACCUUCUUCUGGACUUGUUUGGCGCUUUCUCCGGCGGUGGUAAGCACUACUGUGAUGAUGUUUGAUUCAAACAUGCAAGCCGCAACAUAAGAGUAGUCCAGAAACAGAGUGUGUGUAUUCUUGGUUAUUGUUUCUGUGAAGGUGCACAGGAAUGGGCAAAGGAUCGAAAGAGCCGACCCAUGCAGCAGGAGGAUGAGUAUCGGCUUCACAUGGAGCUGAAUCGCUGUCUGAAGAAGGACAGUGCUAUGCCAGGAACAGACCCAGACCUCUUUGAGAGCCAGACCACCAGAACUGUGUCGAGUCGAGGUUGGACUGAAACACCAUCCUUUAACUCGUCCUAUCUAAGAAGUAUAAUGUGAUGCUUGUGUCAAAAUAAUGAAAUUCAUUCUUGCUUCCUCUUUUUGAACACAUCUGUGGGUGGUGUAGAUGAUGUGUUCUUCUCCAUGGCGGACAUGGACAUGUCUCACAGCCUGUCAUCUCUCCCUCCUCUGGGCGAACCACCCACUGUUGAUUUGGAUUUGUCACUUAAUAGCAACUACUCAGCCUCCCCGGGGGAAUCUCCUUCUGGAAACGCAACAGUAAGUCUUCACCUCUUUGGGUUCAGACUCCAUGAAGUCAUGAUAGCACUCUGGCUAGAUAGAUGGUAAAUUUGUCGGUAGAUAAAACAGUAUAAAAACAGUUUUCUGCUCACUCGAUUAGUUAAAACAUUAAAAUUGAUGUCUGUUUUUGUCUGCAAUGCAUCAGUUUUUCUCUGGGUGGGGUAAGCUUUUCUGCAAUAAAGUGGGGGACUUUUAAAUAAACAUUACAAGGGAGCUGAAACUUUAUAUAGAGAAAAUAAUGAGGCAUAUAAAUUACUACUGUCAAGGAGGGUGUUUUAAAUGAUUGUAAAUACAGCUGAGCUUAAAUUAUCUGCAUCAAAUCUGAUCUGUGUUUAUAGGCUCUGUGGGAUGAUUACAUGGAUGUACCUCGACAAAGAGAGAAGCAGACGAAUGAAACUCCCAUCCAGUCGAGGGACGCACACCUCCCCCACAAGUUACUGAGACAAACUUGUAAGUUUUACUUUGUAUCUAUUUUUUAUUUGAUAGGCUUUUACAUGAGUCAAAAUAGAAGAUAACAUCAGUUGAAAUUAAGCAUUUAGCUUUGUUGUUUACAGCCCAUCCAUCCAAAACACACGGUGAUGAGUCGAGGCCAGAACUGGUGCUGAAGCUGACCCUGAGUAGCCUGGCUAUCUCAGUCCUACACAUUGACCCACUGCCACCACCAGAUGCUGCUCCUAGUCCUCUUGGCCCCAUGGCCACACACUUCUUCAGCACAGUUGGCCCAGGCCAACUCGCCCCUGCUGCUUUCCUUCAGUCCCGCACAGUGUUUAACAGGGCUUGUCCACAUGACCAUCUCAGGUUGACUUUUGUUUGUCACUUAUUCCAGUUCUGCAGUGUUGCACCUUGUUUCACAGUCAAGCAUGUUGUGAGAAAUAUUUGUUAUUACAGAGAAAUAUCUGAAGUGAGCUUUCAUAUGCAGGUUUGUGGGUCAGGACCUGAAGAUAAAUUAUGAACACUGCCAGGGAUCCAGCCUGCGCACUUUCAGCACUGACGUGUCCCUCAGCCAGAUGGAGUUUCUGGAGUGUUUGUUUCCCUCUGAGGCUGUUAUUGGUGGCUCCCAAAGAGGCAUUCAGUACACAGAGGUCAGAGUUUGGGUCUGAGCUCAGCACAUUUUUAACUGCUUUUUCAGUUGAACGCUGCAUACAUAUCCCAAAUGCCCUUAAUGCUGCAGCUGGUACAGCAUAAACGAGUUUCUCAUCAGCUUCUCUGUCACACUUCAGCUCCUGACAUUUGACACCACCGCCAGUGCUGAUGCGCCGCUUCCCACCUGCCUUCACUUGUUUUACAAACAGGCUGAGCGUAGAGGUCCUCAGGUAACAGGGUUUGUUGGUUGAAUGUGAAAGCACAGUUCUAUAUGCUUCAUUUUUGGGCUUUCACUCAGUCAGUAUUGUGGUUCUAUGUGCAGGGAGGACAGGUCCGCCUCAGCACCAUUCCCAGAAAAGCUGAGAUCCAGAUGGAGCUGGGUCCUGUACGCUCUGAGCUCGACAUCAGCAUUGUAGACCGACUGAACUCAUUACUACAACCUCAGAAGUUGGCAACCACUGAGCUGAUGGCCUCCCAUUUGUACACAUCCUAUAAUAAACAUGUCAGCUUGGUAAGGGGGUCCUGAAAUAUUUUAGAGAAGAGACCAUGAAAAGAGCAAAGCAGUUGCAUAUUUAUUGGCUUUAAAUGAGUAUUUAAAAAAUUAAUGACCUUUUUAAAUCCGUUUUACAGCAUAAGGCCUUCACAGAGGUUUUCCUAGAUGACACCCAUACUCCCACAAACUGUCACAUAUCACUGACUGUCAGUGCACCGCUGCUGGGCCUUGCCGUGCGCUUCCCCAUCCCAGACUUGCGCUCAGAUCAGGAAAGAGGACCCUGGUUUAAGAAGUCCCUACAAAAGGAAGUUCUUUACCUGGAGCUAGAGGACUUGGAGAUGAAAACAGAGUUCAUGGGAGGCAGCUCCCCAGAACAAACCAAAAUGGAGCUUACCUUCAAAGAGCUGAUUGGUAUGUUGAUAGACUUAAAAAAAAAUGAGACGCCAGUCAAUGUCAAUAAACUAAAUCUUGGUUUGUUUUAUGUGCUUUAUGUAGGGAAGUUUCAGGAGGAGCCAGAUCAGGCAGCUGCAAGGUUCCUCAGGGUGUCCCACACCAUGGAUGGAGACAUGACAACAUCUGAAAGUGUCAAAUUUGAUUGGCCGAGGUGAGUGAAACCAACCAACCUCAUACUCAUCUGUCCAUUCAGAAAAACAUCUCACUGAUAUUUAAUCGCUCUGUGCAGGGUUGUGCUGAAGAUGAACCCCACUGCAGUGCACUCAAUCCUUGAGCGAGUGACAGCUGAAGAUGAUGAGGGGGCUGAGGACCAUUCUCUGGAAGAGGAAGAGGAGGAAGGGGCUGCUCAUUCACUGAAAGAUGUGUGUGACUUUGGAAAACCGGAGCCGUCACCCUUUUCUUCAAGAAGGGUUAUGUAUGAGAAUGAAGAGGUAGGCUACAGCUUAAAAGACACACUCAACAACUGCAUUGCCUUAGAUAUACCUGUAGAACUUGUCAAUCGUUAAACUGACUCAUUUUGGACUAUGAUGACAACACUCAUCAAAAAUAAUUGCAUUCCCAUGCCUGAAAAUAUCCCCCUCAAAAUAUGCAAAAAUGAAGAGCUGGUGUUUCUCAUAAGCAGGUGGACUUAGUGCAGGUGCAGAUUUGCAUUUAGAAGCGAGGAUACUUUCUGGUUGAUGAAUUCUGAUGUGCGACAGAUGCAUCAUUAUGCAAACAGUAACACCAGCACUGCUUUGCAUCCCAGACCUGUUUACAGAGCAGCUUGUUAUGAAAGUCUGGUAUGUUUUUUUUAAAUCCCAGAUGGUUAUUCCUGGGGAUGUUGCAGAGAUGACCGAGUUUCAGGAAAAAACCAUGAACAACUCCCGCUUUAUCCUUGAGCUGUGUUUCCCCAACGUGCAAUUAUUGCUUCCCAACAAAGCAUUUUAUGAAAAACUUCACAACAGGUAUGGAAUUUGUAAAAUGAAAUUUGUAAUAAAAACUUUUUUUUUUUUAUAAACACUUAAGGCUAUAGAAUAGUUCCCUCCUGAAAAUAUCUUUUAAGAUACCCUUUUCCUCAUCUUAAUUGUAUGGUCUCCACAUUUAAGGAUAAACAAUGACCUGCUGCUUUGGGAGCCCACUGCUCCAUCUCCUGUGGAAACAGUGGAAAGCAUGCCGUAUGGAGUCGGACUCUCUGUCGCCAGUCAGCUGAUCAAUACUUACUCCAAAGAUAGCUUCAGCCAGUUCCGCUCUACAGGUCCAGAGGGUGAGACAACAAAACUAAGCUCAGUACAACUGUGUUAAUUCAAGUCAUGUAUAAGACUAAAAUAUGCUUUAUAUUGUGCUUUCAGAUGAGACAAGCGGCUCAGAGGAGGAGACUAUGCACUAUUACUCUCCUGCGUCUGAUCUGGGCCUCAGAUCACGCAAGAAGAAAAAACCCAAAGCCCAGUGCAAGACGUCCCAGAGCUUGUUCUCUGUCAUCCUCAGUGUCAAUCAUGGCCUUGUGGCUCUACAGACGAAUGCAAAAGUAGGCUCACAGUCUUUUCUAUGCCACUCAAUAUCACACUUACAAAUUGGAACAUGAUCUGUAUAGAAUUUAUUUAUUCUUUUUUUUUUUCCAGAAGGAGGAUAAAACCAUCCUGAAAAACAAACAUGGCGAGUUCUGGCUGGAGGUGAAAAAUGCCGUGCUCUUCAGUGUGACACAGUACGAAGGCUAUAAAGACCAGCACUAUGUCUGCUUCCACACCAGCAAUGUUUGCAUGUAUCAUCAAGGUAAACCAGCUGUACACUUUCAGUCUGCCUUUACACUUGUAUUUACGUGAAGAUAUUAGUGAUAUUAUGACUGUGACAUUUAUCCCCUGUCAAACUACACUUUGUCUGCAUCCCUGCUCCAAGGGCCUUUGUGCACCUGUACCUCUUCGACUAAUGUGUCACUCUGUUCAUCCUUGAAGGGCUUUUGGAUGGGGGCACCUCUGUUGUAGAAAUCAAGUUGCCAUGCAGGACACAUCCACACUGGUUAGAGCCGACUAUCUACCAAUCUGAGUCGUCACCUGAAAGAUCCUCAACACCCUCAGAGGGUAUUGGUCUGGAGGCCCGCAGCAUGGUGUCUGUUGCUGUCAAAAUCUCAUCCCAGAAUGCAGAGCGCAAUGUCAAGGUAGAGUGCUGAAAUCACCACAGCGCUGUUACCAAACUUUUGAUUUGAGGAGGCUCGCACCGCCCCCCUUACUAAUCAUAAUCAGACUUUUAUCAGAUGUUCAUCAGCCUGACUUGUGUUUUCAUGCAGGAGUUUCUGGUUGCCGUUGGAGUGAGAGGAGCCACACUCCAGCACAGAGUGGUCCCUCCCAGCCUUGGCUGGUAUGACCAGGUAGGAGCAUCCAUCAUAUCUCCUUACUGAAUUUUCCUUUGCAUCAGUUCUCACAGAGCAUGUAAAGGUUGUGUUAUGCAAUUUAAUCCCAUAUUUGUGUUUUUUUGUGCACCAGAUUGUUGACUUUCUGAAUGUUUCUGAUGAGCCUGUGCUGGGUUACGCCCCACCAACGUCUGUCACCACUCUGCAUUUGCACCUAUGGAGCUGCUCUUUGGACUACAGGUAGAGGAUACUUCAUACCGCCCCUACAUAUCGAUUUUUUUUUUAAAAUCUAUGAGUGUAUUCUGAUUUGGCUUUUCUCUUCCACUUGAUUAGACCUCUUUACCUGCCACUGAGAUCAUUGCUGGUUGUGGAGACUUUCAGCAUCUCCAGCAGUGUUUCAUUGGACCACUCAUCUUCAACCCUCAGGUAUGAAAGGGCUUUUUGUGUCUUCAUAGUAAGAGAUGUUAUUGCAACUGAAAUCCAGAAAAAGUCAGAGUGAGUGUGAUAUUUUGUCUGCAGAAUAAUUCUGGAUGAAGCGGCUCUGUUCCUCUCAGACAAGAGUAAUGCAGUCUCUGUCAAUCUAGCCCGUGGUAAGUUCACGUUAGCAAUCGCCACAAACAACACUGCUGAAAAUGUUUCUGUGCAGCUGUCAGCAGUGUUACUUUUUCUUACAGACUACGUCCAAGUAGUUGACAUGGGAACACUGGAGUUAAGGAUUACAGCAGUCAAACCAGGAGUGGAUGGAAAAUUGGUGCGAUAUCUGCUGCUAUAAAUGAGAUAAAUGUUUUAAACCCGUGUUGUAACUAAUUUUGUAACUAUCUCUUGGUUUGCAGUCAGAGCCCAGAUUUGAGCUGCGCUGUUCUAGUGACGUUAUUCACAUCAGAACAUGCUCAGACUCCUGCGCCGCCCUCAUGAAUCUUAUCCAGUAUGUGGCCAGCUAUGGGGACUUAAUGCCGCCUACAGAACCAGAGACCAAACACAGCAGUGCUACGCAGAGAAGCAAGGUCAGCCGUGACCAAAACAUGAGCCUCAUGUCAAAAAAGACUAAAGAAUUUAAAACCCCACUGUUUGUACAUACUCAAAUUGAGUUUGUGUCUGAACAGGUUGAGUCUUCUAGCAGGCCCACAUCCCAGACCCCACUUCUUGCGGAGACAGAGCAGCAGAUGUUGCAGGAUUUGAUGAGUGAAGCGAUGGAGGAGACUGAUGGACAGCAUGCACCAGGGCUGCAGCAGAAUGGUGAAGACUUCAAAUAGCUAAGAUCAAACAUUUUUCACUCAAUGUUGAAUAAAACCUGACUAGAUCUGGUACUGUUUCACACAUCUCUGCAGGUGCACAUGUGGAGCAGAAUCCAGACCAUGACCCGCCUUGUUCUGACCUGUUCUUGUUCCCUGAUGAAAGUGGGAAUGCAACCCAAGACUCAAGCCCCACCUACCCCAUGCUUCACUCUCCCCUCAUCACUCCUGCUCCUACGCUAGCUCAAGAGACAGAUGACUUUUGCAUCCUGGAGACACCAGGCUCAAGGGGAGAGGUAACGGAGUGUUUAUUCAUAGAGUUAUAAGUACUGUACAUGUUAAAGAAACUAAAGGUCUGCUUUUGCUUACGAUAAAUGAAAUGUGUUUCAGGAUCUUGAUCAAGAGCCAGUGGUUAAACAGCUUACCUCAGACACUGUUGAAAUCAAAGAUGACCACUUCAGCCAGCCUCUUUAUGGUAGUGACUCCAGCCGUGGAGCCAUGAACUUCCCCAUCCCAGAGGUGCGAUACCUCAUCAAGGAGAUCUCUGUCAUCUGGCACCUCUACGGAGGGAAAGACUUUGGUAGCGCAGUUUUCACAGCAUCACCUGCUAGAAGCCGGGGGUGAGCCUCUUAACUGUGUAACUUUAAAAAUACUUGAUUUAUGCAUAAGUAGAGAAAAAGCUUAUAAAAUGUUUUUUUUUUUUUUUUUUGCAGGUGUACACCCCACAGCUCACCCUCUCAAACUCCAGUGAGACAGGCCAAAGCCUCAGGACGCACAGGUGGAGGAAAAGGGAGGAACCCUGACGUCCUGAUGGAGAUACAACUCAGCAAAGUAUGCUGUUUACACUGACAUGUUCAUAAGGAUGACACAAAUACUUUAUUUGAGUUAUUUUCUCACGAUACACCUGCUUUUCUUCAGCUGAGAUUUCAGCAUGAGGUGUACCCGCAGACCCAGGUGGCCUCUGGGUCAGCCAUGGAUCAACCCGUGUCACGGCAGGUGUUUGUUGUGCAGGACUUGGAGAUCCGGGACAGACUGGCUACCUCACAGAUGAACAAAUUCCUCUACUUGUAUUCAAGCAAGGAAAUGCCUCGGAAAGCUCAUUCCAACAUGGUGAGGACACAAAUUCACACACACGUUUACUGAGUCAGAUCUUGGCUUGGUGUAACAUCGUUUGUACUUCUGGUUUUAGUUGACAGUCAAAGCGCUGCACAUGUGUCCUGAGUCAGGCCAGGCUCCACAAGAGUGCUGUCUGCGUGUUUCCCUAAUGCCUCUACGCCUCAAUAUUGAUCAAGUAAGCAAAUCUGAAACCCUUUCCAGCACUUGAAUCAAAUAAACAGUAACUGACAGUGUUGUUUUUUAUUGGUUUGCAGGAUGCCCUCUUCUUUCUGAAGGACUUCUUUACUAGUCUUUCGACUGAAGUCGAGUUUUUUUCUCCUCCUGCUCAAGAAGGUAACACUCAGUAUUUAUUCAGCACUCAAGAUUAUUCCUCACUUUCAUCUACCAGAGCCUGAUAAUGUUUUUCUUCGUAGUUGUCUGUGUUUCAACGAAAAAAGUGUCCGCCCCAGAGAUCUCCUGCAGCUUCACAAAGCACGCCAGUGGCAGUCAGGACCCGGCCCCAAUCAUUUCAGUGCCAGCCCAGAGACGUCUGAGUCACAAUGGAUUCUACACAUCAGGCAGGGAAGACGUGAACGAUGACGCCUCUGCUGCUCCCUUCACAGACCAGCCAAUCUUCUUUAGGUCAGUGUGGCUUCGCUCAAAUAUUCAACUAAUUUUAAAGAAGGUAUUAAACUGGUAGUCUGCAUGUAACAUGAUUUUCCAACAGGGAAUUUCGAUUUACCUCUGAGGUCCCCAUUCGCCUGGAUUACCAUGGGAAACAUGUUUCGAUGGAGCAGGUACAUGCCAGGAAGAGCCAUUCACUAAUACCGUAUUACUUUAUGGUUUCAUUAACGAUUUGUUUUCUGUUAUGUUUCAGGGAACAUUUGCAGGGAUCAUAAUCGGGUUGACACAGCUGAAUUGUUCAGAACUUAAACUGAGGCGCUUAUGUUAUCGACAAGGGUAUGCAAAUCUCAGUAAUUCAUAAAACAGUAUUGCUUUUUUAUUUAAUGUCUUUAGUAAUGCAGUAAUAAUUAUAAAGAACAUUUCUUAAAUACACGAGAUACCCCAUCACUGAUGUUGAUAGGGUUAAGGUAUGUCACAGAAAAGUGAUCAUCGUUACUAUGAUACUAACAUGUUUUGUAUUUUAGAUUAUUAGGUGUGGAUAAGCUGUUUUCCUAUGCAAUAAAUGAGUGGCUUAACGACAUUAAGAAGAACCAGCUCCCAGGGUUAUUGGGUGGAGUGGGACCAAUCCACUCUCUGGUGCAGCUAGGUGAGUCCACACAUGCCUUGAACUCAGUCCCAGUUUUUGCAGUGCUGUUAGAUAUCUUCACAUCAUGGUAUCAAAUUAAGUAGUGUGUGAUUUAUGAUUUUAUUCUUAAGAUGAAUUUCCUCUUCAGUUCAGGGAUUCAGGGACUUGGUCUGGCUGCCAAUUGAACAGUACAGGAAGGACGGUCGAAUAGUUCGAGGAUUUCAGCGUGGCACUGCCUCCUUUGGGACUUCCACUGCCAUGGCUGCUCUGGAGCUCACCAACAGGAUGGUGAGGACCAUCCAGGUAAACUUGACGUUCCAAUGUUGUAAAAAUAUCUUUAAAUCUGGACAAAGCCCUCCCAAGGCAUCCAACAAAUCCAAUUUAUUUUACGUUUGUCUUUUUCAGGCAGCAGCUGAAACGGCGUACGACAUGGUGUCUCCUGUGCCUGAUGAGAGAGACAUGAAGAGGAUAAAACGGUUCUCCCAUUAUGGGCUGGCUCAUCAGCCCGUGGAUCUGAGGGAAGGGGUAGCCAAGGCCUAUACUGUGGUAAAAGAGGUAGGCAACCAAACAACCAAAUAGAUUUGUAAAGUUAUGUUUAGAUCAGUAGUGUGUAGACAGGAACUUGUCCUAAAAAGACCUCUGUUGGAAGGGUUGAGCAUGGGAGGGUUUCAUGAUUAUAUUAAAUAAGGUUUCAUCUACAGGGGAUCACAGACACGGCUCUGACCAUCUAUGACACUGCCACCCGGGAGCAUGAGCAGCGGGGGAUGACAGGCGCAGUGGGUGGAGUUCUCCGCCAGCUGCCACCAGCAGUAGUCAAACCCCUUAUUAUGGCCACUGAAGCCACCUCUAACGUCCUGGGUGGGAUGAGGAACCAGAUUCAUCCUGAUGCACGUCAGGAGGAGUCUCAGAAAUGGAGGCAGGGCGAGGAGUGAUUUUUGAUGCCAUUUGGUACCGGGAACCAAGACUGUGCAGAUGUGCUGAAAACAAUGGAAACCUUCCACAGAACAUUAAUGAAGACAUCUCGGAGGUCUCAUUUGAGCCCUGAUGUAAAUAAACCACAGUUCAUCUCGUGACAAUUUGAACUAUUGUGAUUCUGCUUGUGUCAGUUCCCUCACAGUGCCUUCAUGGUUAUCAGCAACCACCCACAGUAGGUUCAGUCAAAGGAUGUGUGGAGAGAGAUGAACUGUUAAGGCCACCUUCCUUCUGAAUGUGGCUCAUGUUAUAGUGAGGCUAGGCAAUGGCAUUACAAAUGUAAAAUCUUAGCAAUGAAGAAAUAGGCUGCUGUCUCAUGAAGCGCAAACAUUAGCUUCAUCCUCAAACAGCUCUGUUUACAAGUUGUCUGUUGUUGCGUUAUAACCUAUUUGGUGUCAACAAACGCUAAUAUUCUAGUUGUAAUAAUGACCCAUAAUUUAUAUAAACUGCACUGUACGUGGGCCUUCGUAUUGACUGUAAAUACUCUUUAAGUGUAACAUUUCAUGCAAACAUUGAGAACAAGUGUAGAAACUGAAUGUGAUUCAAAUGUGUAAAGUCAAGCACUUUUAAAUAACUGGAGGGUUACUUCCUCAGAUGAAUGGCCGAUGGGAAAAUCCCCCACAUUUUAGUUUAAGGUUUUGCCAUUCUUAUUUUGAGCCGUGAUCAACGUUGUGUACACUUGUAAGAAGCUGCUGUUGUUGUUGUAAAGAACAGCUUGUCAAACCUUUCAAAUGUUUUAUUUUGCCAGUCUGCUGCUCACAUUUUCACACUGUUGGUUCAGUUCAUGAGAGUGUCGACUUAGAACCUUGAAGAUAAGUCUUAAAAUCCAGCAUAAUUGUUUUUUUGUAAAUGUAUGUUGAUAUAUUAUUAAUGCUAAGCUUGAAGUUGUGUUUCAGAUGUCUGAUUUGCCCAUUUUGUUGUUUAUGUGGCCAGGAUAAAAUUUCUUGUACAUAAGUGUACAGUGAAAUUGACAAAUUUGUAUUGAAAGCAUGAAAGGGAAAUAAAAGAGGUGAAACCCACCUUAUUAGAGUGCAGCUUUGAGAGAUCACUUUUGAAAUUCAGUGUUCAAGGGAAACAAAUGAAAGAAAACUAUGAAAGUAAAUCUGUGCCAUCUGAUCUGAAUUUGAAUUUCUAAAGCUGAAUUUUUUUGCAUCAUAAUCAGACUUUGAAUUUCAAAACCAUUGAAUUUCUAGCACGCAUUUUUAUUUCUGACACAAUUUUUUUUUCACAACGAUGGAACAAAUUUGGUGUAAAAAAAAUUAAUCGAUUGGAUUCAAUCUUCCACUGGGGUCUGUGCCAUAUGACCAAUCUAGCAUUAAUUAAUUGGCUGGAUGAUGGAUGAUUGAGCCAGGAAUCGAUUGCUUCUCCCUGGUUACCCGGAUGUUGAGUCUGUCUCUUUUACACUGAAUUAUUUUACACUGAGUUAUUUGACACAGAAUUUUUUUUAUGCUAAUUUUUUACACAUUUUUUAAGUCAAUUUUUACCAAAUGAAUAUUUUUGAGACCUUUUUUUUUUUUUACACUUUUAUUUCAUUAUUGUAACAAAAAAUUAGUGUCACAAAUAAAAAUACAUGCUUGAAAUUCGAUGGGUUUGAAUUCAAAGUCUGAUUUUGAUGCAAAAAAACAAGUCCGCUUUAGAAAUUCAAAUUCAAAAUCAGAUGGCACAUACUGUAUUUACUUCCAUAGAAAACCAAGUGUAUGCACUGAAAAAAAACUGUGUCAUAAUGCUUUCUCUUGGCCUACAAACCUGUUAUGAUUGUUUAAAUUGAUCCCUCAAAAUAACUUGUAUGAAUUUUCUUUACCCAGCUGAUGAGUUGAUACAAAUCAUACCAGCAGUUUGCCUCUCACAGCAUGAGAAGCCACUAGUGCUCCUGUAUUCUAUCACUUGGCUUUAAAUACUCAUACAUUAAAUUCUAUAUCUUAAGAUUUAAAAA